AUGACGAACGGAUAUUCUAUGGAUCGAUGCUCUAUUAUUGGAGAAAACAACAGCAUAACAUUAUUUUAUUCAUUCAGACAGAUAUAUUGUAUACGUAGCAAACGAUUAAUCAUUCUGGCAUCUUCGCAAAAACAAAAUAUGGUGACUGUGAUAGAAAACAAAGAUGAAUUAAUAACACCUGUUAGUAACGGUGUUCCGAAUCAUUCGAACGAUAUGGAACGACCAUCGUAUUACAUCAAAGAUUAUCAAGAAGUGGAUUUUCAUCGAUCUCCUUCGUGUAAACCCUUACCGGAAAGUUUAUCUGGAACAAAUCAAAAUGAAAAUACGAAAUCUUCCAUUGAAGGCACAUUUUUUGUGCAAGCCGACGCAAUUGAAUCUGGAAUUCAAUUCAAUACUCAUAAUCAUUCAGAAGAACAAACGAACAACGACAGUUCUUUACUUUUAACACUAACCGACGGUUGUAUUACGGUUAGAGGUCUCACAAUCGAUCAAAUUCCUGAUUUAAAUUUGCAUACAAAACCCGGUUGUAAAUUACUCUUAACUGGCGUCAUCUCAAUUAAAGAUGGUUUGCUACAAUUAACCAACGAUAAUACACGUUUUAAACAUGGUAGUAAUACAUAUCCUCGACCACGAUCUGCCUAUCGAGGUCGCGGAGGUGGAUCUUAUCGACCAUCAUACGAAGGACGACGUGGUGGGAAUAACAAUCCACGUUAUGAUACUGAAGAUAAUGAAUCGAACUUCGUUAAACGACCACCACCAAAAACUACUCUAAUGGAUUUUAUGCCAUCAUGGAAAAAUUCUAAUGAGACGAAAGCGACCAACGAUAAUGAAAAUCAAAAAGUCAAAGAACGCAGUGAGAAUAAACGUCGAAAUCCAUCAGAGCAGCACCAUAAAGCGAACAAUGGUAUUCACGCAACAAAUUCGAAUUAUUAUUUUCAGAACAAUAAUCAUGCGGAGCAAAUUACUUUUCAACAAGAUGGUCCUCAUGGACCAAUAGAUCCGGAAGACGACCCAUCGCAUGCGAAUUAUCGAGAAAGAAGAAAUCCUCUUCCACCCAGACUUCAACGUGCUCAAGAGGAACGUACUCGUCGAAAUACUAUUCGCUAUUACGAUGAAACUAUGUUAUUGACUAGCGGUGAAGUAAAUGGUACGUAUCCAAAUGGUGCAGUCAAUAACCAUUCAUUGUCUUCCUCAUCAUCAUUCUCACGACUGGCUGAUCAGUCGGUAUAUAUGUCUAACGGACAACAGCAUCCAUCGACUUUGAGUUUUGUUCCACAUGGAAAUAUCUUGGCGACUGUGAAUGGUUCAACCCAACCACAUCUCGCUUAUUUUCAAACGAGUUCGGGGCCUGUACCGUAUAAUCUUACUGCUAUUCCAAGUCCACCUUUUCCGAAUCAACCACCAUCACUUGCCUCAUCAUAUUCAACGAGCGAUCCAUUAGCAUAUUGUUACGCAGCUUCGUAUGUCGCUCCUGCGUAUCUUCCAGUCACUGUUUCGAAUGGUUUCACUGAUGAAUCGAAAACAUAUGCGAAUCCAUCUGACUCACAAACUAAAUCAUUUGUUGAUGAAAAUGAAACUAAACCAGCAACAAAUGAAUCGCAACAAACUGAUAAAACAACGACUAAUGAGACGGAUAACAAAUCUCAAUCCUUGGCAAUCGAACAAAAAGCUGCUUCAUCGUCAUUAGCAUCUUCGUCAUCUGCAUCCACUGCAUCAUCCAAUGAUGGAAAUCAUACUUCUCAACAAGCGAAUACCGAACAAAACGAAGAGAAACGUCGAGAGGCGCACCCGAACCCUCGACCGCGUUGGAGAGUGGGUGAUAUGUGUUUAGCUCGUUGGAGUGAAGAUCGAGAAUUUUAUGCUGCUACAAUUCUUCAAAUUCAACCUCCAUAUUGUACUGUUAUAUUUCGUGAUUAUAACACCUACGAUCAAGUGCAUUUUGGUGAUUUGAAAAUCAUACCAAGUGAUCAACAAUGUUAUCAAAUGAUUCCACCAUUGCCAGGACCACCGUCCGAUCUAAAUCCCCUAGCUGCUAAUGCAUAUUUUCCUCCACGAACGACUUAUUAUCCUACAACCAUUGAUGGAUGUGUUAUUAUGCCUGAAGCUCCACCAUUCCCAUUUAACUCGGAUGGUACAUUCUGCAUAUGUCCACAGACACUCUCAUCUAUGUCUCGCUCCACUCGUUAUCACCCUCAAGAUUACUUCUCAAUUCCGCAAUUGCAUCGACGUCAGGAAAAUGGAACUUCCAAUACCGAUACAACUGUUAAUUCGACAUCACCACCAAGUAAAGAUUCCAAUGAUACAAGCAUGAUCGAUUCAACUACUGUAUCCGUUGAUGACAAUCAACAAAAAGAUGUCAUAUCCACAACGACAGAUCAACUCCGUUUGUGUUCGAUUGCCGAUGCACCUUUGAAACUAGUCACAACUGAUGAAGAUCGAGAACGUAGUACAAGUACAGAAAGUAUGUCAAGUAGCCGAUACGACGAACAACAAUCAAUCAAUGAGGAAGACAAAUCAGACAGAAACUCCGUCAUUAACGAUAGUUAA
Adineta ricciae is the source of this 2547-nucleotide messenger RNA. NCBI's taxonomy places the organism in Eukaryota, Metazoa, Rotifera, Eurotatoria, Adinetida, Adinetidae. The record is from the annotation of a GenBank genome assembly.